Tupaia belangeri chinensis (Chinese tree shrew) is the source of this 2368-nucleotide messenger RNA. It is a transcript of the gene MAP2K1, whose product is annotated as mitogen-activated protein kinase kinase 1. Bases 1 to 1389 code for a protein of 462 amino acids. The record is from RefSeq and is a predicted model, not a curated record. Gene Ontology annotation, biological process: protein phosphorylation. Gene Ontology annotation, molecular function: protein kinase activity; ATP binding. The transcript has 13 exons. Lineage: Eukaryota; Metazoa; Chordata; Mammalia; Scandentia; Tupaiidae.
AUGGUUACGGAGGCCUCGGUCGGCUCCGGAGUGCAGAGGAGUUGGGACCAGCGCGCCGCGUCCUCCCCUUCGUGCCUGACACCUGUGGGGCCGGCUCGCCUCAUUGCCAGCCGGCUGCCUGGCCAGCCCCGUGCGUACGCGGACUUCCUCUUGCUGACCGGGGACUCCAGGUCCUUGGCCUUCUUCCUGGAACCGUCGUGCGUGAACGCCACGACUGUGGACAUCCCACAGGUGUCCGCAUCCGCAGCUCCCAGUCUUGCCCACAAGCCAGUACUUGGUUUCCUUAGGACCAACCUGGAGGCCUUGCAGAAGAAGCUGGAGGAGCUGGAACUGGACGAACAGCAGCGGAAGCGCCUAGAGGCCUUUCUCACCCAGAAGCAGAAGGUGGGAGAACUGAAGGAUGACGACUUCGAGAAGAUCAGUGAGCUGGGCGCAGGCAACGGUGGUGUGGUGUUCAAGGUCUCCCACAAGCCAUCCGGCCUGGUCAUGGCCAGGAAGCUAAUCCACCUGGAGAUCAAGCCGGCCAUCCGGAACCAGAUCAUCAGGGAGCUGCAGGUUCUGCACGAGUGCAACUCCCCGUACAUCGUGGGCUUCUACGGAGCCUUCUACAGCGACGGCGAGAUCAGCAUCUGCAUGGAGCACAUGGAUGGGGGUUCCUUGGAUCAAGUUCUCAAGAAAGCUGGAAGAAUUCCUGAGCAAAUCUUAGGAAAAGUUAGCAUUGCUGUGAUAAAAGGCCUGACUUAUCUGAGGGAGAAGCACAAGAUUAUGCACAGAGAUGUCAAGCCGUCCAACAUCCUCGUCAACUCCCGUGGGGAGAUCAAGCUUUGUGACUUUGGGGUCAGCGGACAGCUCAUCGACUCCAUGGCCAACUCCUUUGUGGGCACAAGGUCCUACAUGUCGCCAGAAAGACUCCAGGGCACUCACUACUCGGUGCAGUCGGACAUCUGGAGCAUGGGGCUGUCCCUGGUGGAGAUGGCGAUUGGGAGGUAUCCCAUCCCUCCUCCAGAUGCCAAGGAGCUGGAGCUGAUGUUUGGAUGCCAGGUGGAGGGAGAUGCAGCUGAGACACCUCCCAGGCCGAGGACCCCCGGAAGGCCCCUCAGCUCGUACGGGAUGGACAACCGACCUCCGAUGGCGAUUUUUGAAUUGUUGGAUUACAUAGUCAAUGAGCCUCCUCCAAAGCUGCCCAGUGGAGUGUUCAGCCUGGAAUUUCAGGAUUUCGUGAAUAAAUGCUUGAUAAAAAACCCCGCGGAGAGAGCAGAUCUGAAGCAACUCAUGGUUCAUGCUUUUAUCAAGAGAUCUGACGCUGAAGAAGUGGAUUUUGCAGGUUGGCUCUGCUCCACCAUCGGCCUUAACCAGCCCAGCACACCGACUCAUGUGGCUGGGGUCUGAGCACCUGGGAGCAGCAGAGAGCGAGCCCCUACCCAGUGGCCUGUGUGUCGCUUCUGGUCCUCUUUCCCAUGCUUGUCUCUGUGCAGACCUGCAGCUCACCUGUGACAAGGAUGAAGAGCACAGCAUGUGCCAAAAUGCUCGUGUGUCCUUUUACUAUCACUGUCUUCUUCCUCCCGCAGUCCCCUCAGUGGACUGGCUUUGUGCUUGGGCUAACUGUGUGUACGUAGGUGAUCACAACACGUGCCAGGCUGAAUUACAGUGAAACUCCGGUGACCGUGCCUCGCCUCCUUCCUGCAGCUGCACCGCCGUUCCCGCCCUGUGACUGGCCGGCUGCCUGUGUUUUCGGGACUCUUUGACACUCGGUGGUACUUCAUUCUUGCCGGGCAGACCUUCUCUCUGAGGAGAGCCUUGCGAGACCCUCCAUGGGCAGUGCAUGUGAAGCAUGCUUUGCUGCUAUGAAAAUGAGCAUCAGAAUGUGUGCACCGUGAUCUUUUGUUUUGCUUUUGAUGUAGAAUUCAGCAUUUUCCACCAGAAUCUAGCCAGAGCCCGCCACUGCCAUGAUAGCCAGGGCUGUACCAGUCUGUCUGCUGUGGUGACCUGCAGACUUCUGGUUGUAUUGCUGUAUUUAUUUUUCAGUACACUGUGUGGGAUCUGAGUGGGUUAUGUCUCUUUUAAGUUUGGAGUAGUGUUUCUAACAUGGGGGAGUUAUUCUGAAUGUUACAAAUGGAUCAAGGCAUUAAAAUGUGUUGAAUUUAUCUUUCCUCAAAUCCAAGUACCAAUGUUCUUGUAAACGUGUAUAGUGCCUAAAAACUGUAUGAAUAUCCUUUUAACCAUUUUAAUCCAGAUGUUUAACAGAUCUUAUUCUAAUAAAUAUAUAUCAAGUUAAAAAAAGAAAAGGGACGAGAGAGAUGGCUACUUUCGUGGUGAGGACCACAACUGCCCUAGGGCCUAAGAAGCAGACUUUCACCCAGCAUUGUUA